UCUAUUUUGAUGUCUUAUCCAAAUCCAACCAAUGAGCAAGCAGAUAUAAAUUGCAAUGCUACAACACUAUCCCACUCUAUCUUCUAUUAGUGUGUUUACCAAUUUUCUUUACAUCGCUCGCUUUUACAUUUUCUUGAAUUAGCCAUGGUGGCACAUUCACUCGUUCCUCUCUCACCGGCUGCUCACGCCACCAGACUUUCCUCUCCAUCGCCGCGGUCACUGCCGCAGGCUCCUCCCGUCGUCCUUGUAGUUCCACCAAUUAAUCGCAGGACAAUUUUGGUGGGGCUAGGGGGUGCACUAUGGAGUUGGAACGCUCUGACCGCUAAGGAGGAGGCAAUGGCGGCAGCAAGACGGCCGCCUCCACCACCACCUAAGGAGAAGAAAGACCCGACCGUGAGCGGAGUUCAGGCCAAGGUAUUGGCGAGUAAGAAGCGCAAAGAAGAAAUGAAGGCUUCCAUUGCUAAACUUAGAGAGAAAGGCAAACCUGUUGUUGAAGCAAAACCAUCUUCUUCUUCUUCAGAAUAGUAUCCAAGCAACAAUUUAAACCCUUUCCAUUAAUUCAUCUGUCUACCAAAUUCAUCCCUAUGAUGUUAAUUCACUACUAUAUUUCAAUUGACUCUUAUGCUGAUUUUGUGGUAGUAAAUCCAAAAGCAUUCUAGCUU
This is a messenger RNA of Arabidopsis lyrata subsp. lyrata, 662 nucleotides long. RefSeq lists its product as uncharacterized. Lineage: Eukaryota; Viridiplantae; Streptophyta; Magnoliopsida; Brassicales; Brassicaceae. The record is from RefSeq and is a predicted model, not a curated record. The transcript is spliced from 2 exons. Bases 145 to 525 code for a protein of 126 amino acids.